Molecule: messenger RNA, 2694 nt
Organism: Cylindrotheca closterium
Lineage: Eukaryota; Bacillariophyta; Bacillariophyceae; Bacillariales; Bacillariaceae
Source: the annotation of a GenBank genome assembly
AUGAUUAGAAGCCACCCAUGUAGCUCCGGAGAACGAAUGGGUUUCUCAUCUGGUGUCCCUCCUGAAAACAAGCAUUCCAACCGCCGUCGAAGGAGAGUCGUGCCCACUCAUCAUCAUUUGGCGCCCUCGUCGACUCAACUGAUGUCGUCGUCAUCAUCAUCUGUGGUAUCAUCAUUGCCACAAUCGACAUUGCCGUUACAUCAUCAUCAUCAUCAUAUACAACAACAACAACGAUGUUAUGCUUCCGCGACCAAUAACUUUUGGAGGGACCUCAAUGAUGCUGUCCAAGAUGGCAAUGCGAUUGAGGCAGAGGAAAUGGUCCGGGCUUUGUUGAUGGAAGCUCCUGAAAGUGAUGGUGGGGAGAUUUCCAACACGAAAUUGAAUGGAUCAUUAUCAUCAUCACCAUCAUCAUCAAGUGGAAAACGAGAACCCAUUGACACGAGACUCUUUUCCAUGGUUCUGCAAGCCUGGAAGAAUCGUCACCAUAAUAGCAAACCAUCCACACGCGGACACAGCAGCACCAGCAGUAGCAGCAAUACAACACAAUCGAUUGACACUGGACUUCGUGCUACCAAAUUGGUGCAGCAAAUGACAUCUCUAGCAGCAAGAGGUGUUUUGACCACCCCACCAUCCUUGGAGGAUUAUCAUGCCGUAUUGGAAUGUUGGAUUCAACAAACGUCAUCUCCACCGUGGGCUACCAAACAACAACAAGACAACAACAACAACUCGGACCAAAUGAAAUAUACCGCUACAUCGCAACACAUUCAAGACCUUUUGUCCCUCAUACCCGAGCCGACCACUGAAACCAUGGAGCUAGCCCUUGUGGUUCUCGCCAAUGAAGGCAAUCACAAUGAAAUCCUUGAAAUAGUAUGGAAAAUGAGAGAAAAUGCUCUCGGCCACAAGUCCUCCAAGACGGGAACGGUACAGCCGACGUUGCACAUGUACAACUCGCUCAUCAAGGCAUAUUGCAUAGAGGGGACCCCAGAACUAGCACUUUUAUUAUUGGAAAAGAUGCAAGAACAAUCCGAGGUGAAUACGGAUACGAGCCGUCUCCCACUGCCCAGUCCGAAUAACGAGACAUACGACCUUCUCAUUUCCCAUUAUUGUGCCAAGCCACACCCAGAGAGAAUCAAACAGGCCGAAGCCCUAUUGGAGCAGAUGCGAGACCAAAAGAUCCAACGUACAGCCUCCUCGUAUUUGCCUGUCAUUACGGGGCUUUCCAAAUUGGCCGAAGCGAAACGAGCCGAAACCUUGCUGGCACAACUGGUACGAGACUAUCAGAGCCAAUUCGACGCGGAAUUGAAGCCAACACUGGCACCCUUUCGGAGCGUCCUAUGGGGAUAUUCCAAAUCGUAUCACCCAGAGGCGGCGCAGGACGCGGAAGCGCUGUUAAACAACAUUAUCGAGUUACAUGAGAACAAUGUGCUGGAAGAGCGUCCGACGACGUGGUCGUUCAAUUUGGUACUCAAGUGCUGGGCCAGAUCCAAGGACCCCACUGCUCCUCGGAGAGCUAAGCAGUUGUACGAUCGGAUGAGUAAUCACGGCGUUGUGCCUGACAGUACCUCCAUGAAUACCGUGCUGAGUACCUGGGCCAAGAAAGCAAAUCCGAUGAACACAGAAAAUUUAUUUUGGGAUUUCUACAAUGCCUAUAUUCAAGAUCCGCUUCAGUAUCCCCAGCCUAAUAUAAUUUCCUUUGGAACCGUAUUGAAUGCCUUGGCGUCCAAGGCUUCUCGAUAUCCCGAGGCUCCAGACCGAGCGGAGGCCUUGUUUCGCAAACUCUUCGAACUGGACCAAGCAGGGUGGGAAGACUGCCGGCCAGAUGCAGCCGCCUUUUCCAGCUUGAUGCAAUGUUGGGGUAAGUCCAAGCAACCUGGUGGUGCUGAAAAGGCGGAAUCGAUACUCCGCAAAAUGCAGGAAUUGAGCAAGGAAGGUGCCGACCCCGAAAUGGCUCCAGACACAAUCUGCUGGAACUCGGCAAUUCAAGCCUGGGCCAUUGCGGGAGACGGAGAACGGGCAGAGACACUGUUUCGAGAAAUGCUGGCCAAUUACAUUCGGGACAAAGAUGAUCGACACAAACCCAACAUUAUCACCUUCACCGCAGUCCUUUCCGCGUGGGCUAAGACUCGGUUCAAUCGACAAGCUGCAAAGCGAGCCGAGUCGCUCUUGCAACAGAUGGAAAAGCUGCACGUGUCUGGUGCGCUAGAUGUGAAACCAAACUAUGUCAGCUAUAGCAUUGUAUUGGAUUGUCUGGCUUACGCCAAGAAGAAAUCAGCGACUGAACGAGCGGAAGUACUGCUCGAACAGAUGAAACAAUCUACUGAUCGCGACCUGCAGCCGAAUGUCAUUUCCUACAAUGCUGUCAUCAAGGCAUGGUCGUUUGUAAAAGAUCCCAGGACCGUUUCCAAGGUGAUCUCAUUGCUCGACGAGCUCAUUGAAAAGUCGCAAGAGAAUCAUCGAAUGGCUCCGAAUGCCAACACUUUUGGUUCUGUCCUCAAGACCAUCGCUGAUAGCCGGCAUGCCGAUAAAUCCAGCCGCGCUGAUGCCAUCGUGGUUUUGAUGGAAGAGCAAAACAUUAUUCUGAAUGAUUGGGGAAAGAAUCAACUGAAACGGUGCUAUGAAAGCAAUUCUGGAGCAGUUCCAAAAUCUGAAAAGAUCUCGAUGCCAGAUCUACCCCCAUUGGACUAUUCUUCUUAA